ACCACCGCAACUCCGGAAGCGCGUGGUUAGAGUUUAUAAAGACGAAAACGAUUGGUGAAAGAGCAAAAAAUGACGGGUGAAUAUAACGAAGCGAGUUAGCACAAUUUGUUGGGACGAACGGAAAAAGUCUUGGUUCGGUUGUAGUGGAAGUGAGGGUGCUAAUUGAACAUGGAUUAAUCGCUAUUUGGAGGAUUAAUUAAAAUUCCAAAGAUUGUAACAAUGCACAGGCCACCGAAAGAGAACUCCACAAUGCGUGGAGACAACUUGAGGCUCUUCCUCUCAUCGAACACCCAGACUCUCCAGGUCAUCGGGGACGGUUGUCGGUUGAGGGUCCACGAGAACACGGGGAAGAUCCGGAUGAUCGGGGACGGCAGUCGCCUGGAGAUAACAGGGAAAAACAGUGGAGAGAUAGAGUAUCGAGGUGAUGGUGGAAGGAUUGUCCUCGGUCCACAAGUUGCCCCGAAGAAUAUUCUGUACGUGGGGGAUGGCGGGAGGAUUGGGAGGCAAACUGAGAUCAUUUCUAAAAUGAAGAUCAUCGAGAAAUCCUCGGGAAUUGGCACCUGUCAGACGUCGAGGAUCAAAACUACAGUCUACACGCCUGAUUGAGACGUAGGGGGAAUGGCUCACUAUUGGACAGACAUAAAAGAUGUAUUUAUUAGUAAAAACUGUUCAAAUUUUUCGUCAGGGCGACCUGAAAGCCCAUUAGGAUAUGUCUCCCUGGGGGGUCAAGUGGGAAAGACAAGGAUCAUCGCCCUUCCUUUUAACGUCACCACUUGCCUGUCUCUCUCAUUUACCCCUCGCUGCGAAGGUCAAAUGUGUUUGCAAGACAAAUGACAGAGCAGAACGAUCGCUUGUCUAGUCUUCCAUUUGGCACUUGAUGGCAAUCAUCUGAUAAAAGGGUCAAAUUACCCUUUCCCUCCACGACACCCUGUCUUUCCCUAUUUUCCCUUUUUCUAGUCAAUUUUAAGACUUUUUCCGUCGGUAUCAGUAUUGCAAUGUUUAUUAUACGAGCCGUGGGGUCUUCCCACCAUAAAAUGCCUCCGGAUGGCCUGCAGACGUGUGCUGCACUGAUGUGUGUUGUACUGAGGGUAAAUAUAAACUCUGGGACGCAGAGAAUGCAUUCUGGGGAGGACGUUUAACUGCGAGGGGAAAGGGGGGAGAAGAGGGCGAGAGGAAUGGGACACAGAUGGACAGGAAAUUACGACUGGGGGGCUGCGAAUUCCGAGAGGUACUCCAGGAAUCGCGGAAGCAGGACUUUUUGGAGAUGAGGGAGAUGAGAAAUGGUGUAGGAAUGGGACAGUAAUUGGGGUGAAUGUGGGGGUGUUGUUGUUGUUCUGGAGUUUGUUAUUGUUUUUGUUGAAUAAAUUAUUUUUACAUGAAA
Molecule: messenger RNA, 1381 nt
Organism: Diachasmimorpha longicaudata
Lineage: Eukaryota; Metazoa; Arthropoda; Insecta; Hymenoptera; Braconidae
Exons: 2
Coding region: 220-606 (128 amino acids)
Source: RefSeq, a predicted model, not a curated record